AUGUCCAUCUAUUUUGGAUGCACCAACGAAACCAGCUUCACCGCAGUCUACAUCUUCCGCACAGAUCCGCUUUCCGCUCAAGUAUUGCUAGCUACCGCCUUAGUCCAGGUACGCCCGCAUCAUGGUAAUCCAAUCACCGCCAGAGUGUUGAUUGAUCAAGGUUCAGAGCUCUCAUUUAUGAGACAGUCGCUCUUCAAGAAGCUUGGACAACCGCUACAGCGUGACAUGGUCAUGCUCAAGGGCAUUGGCAAUGUCUCCGCAGGAAGCUCACUAGGUGUGAGCACAAUUGAGCUUCGUUCGCUGUGUACGACCGCAUCAAUGCAUGUCAGCAUGCAUAUUCUACCAACACUGACGGUAGAUCUUCCAUCGUUCGUGAUCGCUGAUCCAAAAUGGCCGCAUCUUGAGAAUCUCAAGCUCGCUGACCCGCAGUAUCUACAGCCACGCCCUGUAGAUAUUAUUCUAGGUGCAUCACCAGCCGCACAGAUCAAAAACGCAGAGAUUCAACGAGGACCUCGCAAUGCUCCUAUUGCACAAUCCACCACGCUUGGUUGGAUUGUCUAUGGAGCUGUCACCGCUAAACACGCUUCAACAUCACACGUAGCACUACAUGCGUCAGUAGAUACUGAAUUACAAGACGCUAUCGCUAAGUUUUGGGAACAGGAAGAAGUUCCAUCAGGAAAUUCACCGCUCAACACCGCUGAAGAAGACGAAUGUGAAAUUCACUUUCGUCAAACGCAUUAUCGACAGCCUGAUGGACGCUACGUAGUGAGAUUACCGCUUAAGGCCCUUGAGAGUCAACUUGGCGACUCUAUCAACGCAGCUAUGGGGUCACUCCGCAGAUUAAUAACUCGCUUGUCGCGAGAAAGAGAACAUUCUGACAUGUAUCGUGCAUUCAUGGCAGAAUACAUUCAACUAGGACACAUGGUACGAGUACCAGUCAACGAAUUGCCCGCAAACGCUUACUUCUUGCCUCACCAUGGAGUAUUGAAGCUUGAUAGUGCCACUACGAAGCUCCGCACAGUGUUCAAUGGUUCCUGUGCAACAUCUACAGGAAUUUCAUUGAACGACAUUCUCCACGCAGGACCCAAAACCAGGAUUCUAUUCACUACUGACAUCACCAAGAUGUUCAGACAGAUUGAGGUCGACUCGCUUGAUUGGCCGCUUCAGUGCAUUCUCUGGAUAGAUGAGAAUGACUUAAUAGACGCUUACUGUCUCAAGACAGUCACAUACGGAACCGCUAGUGCACCUUUUGACGCUGUACGUGUGCUUAUCCAACUAGUAAAGGAUGAAGGACACCGCUUUCCGCUAGCUGUUGCUCCAAUGUUGAAAACACGCUACGUAGAUGAUAUCUACGGUGGAGCAGACAACGAAGAAGACGCUAUCAAGGCUGCAGUACAAACAAAAGCUCUGUGUGCAGCAGGCUGCUUCCCGCUUGCCAAAUGGGCUAGCAAUAGCCCACGGUUACUCGCUGAAGUCGCUCCAGAAAAGCAGCUGGAUACACCGCUUAAAGAAAUCAGUGAUGCACCAUUCAAGUACACGCUACCGCCAGAUACGCCUAAGACAAAGAGAGCUAUUUUGUCUGAAAUCGCUAAACUGUAUGAUCCGCUAGGACUUCUCGCACCAAUAGUCGUCAAAGCCAAGAUCUUUAUGCAAGAUCUGUGGCUAGAUAGAGUGUCAUGGGAUGAACAAUUGUCACCAUCACUCAUUCACAAAUGGACUGGAUAUCGCGAGGAUCUUCGAAACAUCGAAUCCAUCCGCAUUCCACGCUGGAAUAAUAUAGCACCUGGAGCAACUAUGGAAUUGCACGGGUUCUCAGACGCUUCGCAAAACGCUAUGGCUGCCGCUGUUUAUUUGAGAGUCACUGACGCUGAUGGGAACACAAAGGUCUCACUUUUGUGUUCAAAAACGCAAGUAGCACCGCUGAAGAACAUGACAAUCCCACGCUUGGAAUUAUCUGCCGCAUGGUUGCUAACACAACUGAUACUUCAUGUUAAAGAAGUUCAGUCGCUUGAAAAUGUCAGGAUCAAUCUCUGGACUGGCUCCGCCGUGACUCUCGCAUGGAUUAAAAGUCCAGCAAUCCGCUGGAAGACAUUUGUCCGCAAUAGAGUGGGAAAAAUCCAAGAAACGCUUCGAGAUGUCUCCUGGAAAUUUAUUCCAGGAAAACAAAACCCCGCUGACUGCGCUUCAAGAGGUAUACCUACGCUAAAACUGAAACAACACGCUCUCUGGUGGCAUGGACCAACUUGGCUUCAUGAACCAGAAUCCUCUUGGCCCACUCUGGAGCCUCCAACCGACAACGCAACGCAUCGAGAAGAACGCCAAGGUCUGACACUAGUAACUUGGAAAGCAGAAAAUUGCCUGCUCCAACAAUUACUGUCGCAUUACACGCAGCUGUUUCCACUGCUACGGAAGCUUAGCAUCUGGCAUCGUGCCAUCGACCGCUUUAAAAGAGUUCCACAAUCUUCGCUGGCCUACCCGCUUACUCCAUCAGACCUGGAGCGUGCUAAAUUGACCUUGAUUAAGUUCACUCAAGGACAAUACUUCGCUAGAGAGAUUCACACGCUACAAGAUGGUGAUGGUCUGCCUAAAAAUAACAGCAUCACUAAGCUGACUCCGUUCAUCGACCAUCAGGGGGUCCUGAGAGUCGGUGGCCGCUUGAAAAACGCAUUGCUGGACCCAGAAGAGAGGCAUCCAGCGAUUCUACCGCGAUAA
Messenger RNA from Cotesia glomerata, 2712 nucleotides. RefSeq lists its product as uncharacterized. The coding region runs from base 1 to 2712 and encodes 903 amino acids. Lineage: Eukaryota; Metazoa; Arthropoda; Insecta; Hymenoptera; Braconidae. The record is from RefSeq and is a predicted model, not a curated record. The transcript is spliced from 4 exons.